GGGACCGGCCAGGCCGCGGCGGGCGCUGUUUCUCUUUCACUUUCCUUCCCUCUGAGGCCGGCGCGCUGGCGGGCGAGAAGCGGCGGCGGCGGCCGCGGGAUAUGGGAAAGCAGAACCACCAGAAGGAGUGAUGACCAGCGAUCUCAUGAUAAAUCUGGAUGUUAGUUCUCAUGCCUCAGGACAUCCAGUUGGGAACUCCACACCAGCUCCUGGGAUCAGACUUUCAUCCACUUAAUACCCCUCUUUGCCUGAACUACUAAAGCCAGUCCUAGCUAACCACGAAUGGCUACCCAAAGGAAACACUUGGUGAAAGAUUUCAAUCCGUACAUCACCUGCUAUAUCUGUAAAGGGUAUCUGAUCAAGCCAACUACAGUGACAGAAUGCCUCCAUACCUUCUGUAAGACUUGUAUUGUCCAACACUUUGAAGAUAGCAAUGAUUGUCCAAGGUGUGGCAACCAGGUUCAUGAGACAAAUCCAUUAGAAAUGUUGAGGUUGGAUAAUACAUUAGAGGAAAUUAUAUUUAAGCUGGUCCCUGGACUACGAGAACAAGAACUUGAGCGUGAAUCUGAAUUUUGGAAGAAAAAUAAGCCUCAAGAGAAUGGACAAGAUGAUACUUCAAAAGUUGACAAACCUAAAGUAGAUGAAGAAGGUGAUGAAAAUCAAGAUGAUAAAGACUAUCACAGAAGUGACCCACAAAUUGCUAUAUGUCUAGAUUGUUUACGAAAUAAUGGACAAUCAGGGGACAAUGUAGUCAAGGGUUUAAUGAAGAAAUUCAUUCGAUGUUCUACACGUGUAACUGUGGGAACUAUUAAAAAAUUUCUAAGUUUAAAACUAAAACUUCCAAGUUCGUAUGAGUUGGAUGUGCUGUGCAAUGGUGAAAUUAUGGGGAAGGAUCAUACUAUGGAAUUCAUCUACAUGACAAGAUGGCGACUAAGAGGCGAAAACUUUCGGUGUCUGAACUGCUCAGCUUCGCAAGUCUGCUCUCAGGAUGGCCCUUUGUAUCAGUCAUACCCCAUGGUAUUGCAGUAUCGACCAAGAAUUGAUUUCGGUUAGACCAAGGGCCCUAGAUCCCACUGAGAUGAAUCCUGCACUAUUUGUUUACUCAUCGACAGAUUGCACAGUGAACGGUGUGUGGACUAAAGGGACACAACCAGAUUUUCAGCAUGCAAAUAAGGCCAUUGUCUGUCUCUGAAGUGUCAGUUGCAUUUAUGUUGUUUCUAUUAAGAGCAAACCAAGUGCCAUUCUGCUACUGAACCAUCUGCAUAAGGUGUUUGUGCUGCUCACAGUGUACAAUACAAGUCGCAGUUGAAAUCAGUUAGCUGUGCAGCCACACGAUUCAGCCUUCAGAAUAUUUUGCUUGCCUGUUCCAAGAUUGUUCUGAUGUUUAAUUACACUAGUAAUAUGGCUCAAUCUUUGUGGUGUUGCAGUUUUCACAUACUAUUUUAUUAAUUCUUGUUUAAAUAGAGUACUGUACAAGAAACUAAUAAUUAUUAUAUCUUGAAAUUAUUUUGUAUGGGAAAUGUACUUAGAAAAGUGGUUUUUGAGCCACUGUCCUGUUCUCGGUAAGCUUUUUGUGUGCAAAAUAGUUCACUCCUGAGUGUGCAAGUCCUUUUGGGAAGAAUUCCGAUUAUUCUUUAACAUUAGAGCACAUUUUAAUCAUAGACAUUUUAAGUCAUCUGUCUGUGUAGUCUACCAAUUGCACAAGGAAGGCAUGUUAGCCCUCCAGAUUGAAACUGUAUGUGACUUCGUAGAGAACUGAAGUUCGAUUCACAACCAUUCGAAAUGUUGGCAGCUCAUCACAUUUACUUCUAACGAAAUUAAUGUGUAAGUAAGGUUAAUCUUCUUUCAUGAUGCCUUAUGACAGUGGGUGCAGCUUCAUGAAAUGUCAUUGUAUAGCCCAUUUUAUGUAUGCAUCGUUUUAUUGUUGCUCUCAUUUAGUGAGUACCUGGUUUCUCUUUUUAAGUUGGCCUUAGGUGUAUGGCGUUGUGGCAUGCAGAAGGUUAUGAUGAUUUUAAAUAUUAGGAUUUUUAGAGCAGAUAACAUUAGCUAUUUUAUGGAUUUCAAAAGUCGCAAAGCAAUUGUAGAUUAAAACUGUUACCUAUCACAUUUCCAAACCAUAUAUGCAUAAAAUAGAAUAAAUGCAGUGUAGUAGAUAAAUGUGAUAACCAAAAUUAAUGGUUUGAGGAUAUUUCAUUUUAGAUCCUGUAGUAAUCAGGGGGAAGUGGAAUUAUUCUUUUAUACAUAAAUUCAUUAAGGUCCGAGCCAUGAUGAUGUACUUGAUUUUGCAGUUUUGUUAAGUCUUCCAUUCAUUUUGAGAUUAGUCUGUAAGUCAAAGAAAGUCUUAUUACCUUAAAUUAUAUGAAGAACUUUGUUCUAAACCUUUUAAAAUUUAUGGUUGUUUUCAAAAAACUUCUUUGAAAAUUUUUAUUAAUUGCUUCAAAAUGUUAACCUCUGAAACUUAGGAAAAAAUCUUGAAAGUUAGGAAAAAUAUUUGUUUUAGAAAUCUGACAUGAGCACAAUCUGUGUGUUACACACAUAGUUUUUAUACUGUAUACAUGUAGAUGUGCUACAUUUUCCAGUAAAAUGUAUCACAAAUUAAUGCCUUCUGAAUCUCAAAAUGCUUCUUAGAAAUAAAACAUUGUACAACUCUAAGAAACACAUACAAAAUACAGCUAAAUCUUGAUGCAUUUCAUAAUAUAAAAGGCUGAAACUUCGUAAUUAUCUUUUCCAUCUAUCUUUGUUUCAAGUAAAAAAGUCUAUAUUAAAGUUUUCUGUUGUUUUUUCCUGACUUUUGUGAAAAAGGUUAUGGCAAUACUUUCUUAUUUCAUUUUGUUAGAUUGUGUUUGUGCUUGGAAGGGCUCACAAGCAGAAUUUAAAAGGCAGUUUUUUGUUAACUCUUUAAAUGGUUGGAACAGACGAUUACACUCAACCAAAAACUGAAUUUACUCUCUAGCUACAGAAAUUAUUUUGCUAUGCUGUGAAAUCCAAUUCCCUAGCAUCCCUAAGAAACUUAAAAAUUUAUUAUAAAUUUGUCACAUCGAGGUCAGUGAUUAAAAUAAUAGUGUUUUACAUAAUAAUUUUAGCUAACUUAACUCAGAAUGAAUUGAGAGUGCAUUUUAAAAACCACAGAUGAGACCUGGAUGUUUUUGGGUCCCCAGCCAAAACUUACAGCCUUAACGAGUUUUAUAUACAAGAUCUCUUUAAAUUUGGCCUAUUGCCUCGUCAUACGUAAUUUCACUAUUUUCCAAGGAAAUAUAUAGGAAGCAGUUAUGAAAUUGAGAAUAGUUUUAUAUAAAAUUCCUUUAUUAAUGUUAAUGUAUUAACAUUUUUAUUGAAAUGCGAUGGAAUAUGUGCCAAAAUGUGAAAACCUUACAUAAAGAAGGGCAUCAGUUGUCAUUUGGGGGAAGGUACACAUUUUAUGAUGGUCCUGAGUAAUACGGUAUUACUAUAAGAACCACAGACUUCUUCAACCGACCUCUUUUGGUAUAUUCAACUAUGAUUUUCUAAGUAUGGGACUACUUUCAUGUCGAGUAAUACACUAAAUCCCUAAGUUUAUUAUUAUUAUUCCCUAAGUCAGGUUGUAGAAUUUGUAAGAAACCAGGUAUAGAAAAAAUAGACAGGCAACUUUUGUGGUUAGCUUUAUAAAUUUAGGGUGCUAAUAAAACAAAUAACCUAUAGGAAUGAUCCUCUGAAUCUGCAAAAUUAGAGAAUAAAUAAAACUAAAUUAACUUUUUCUUUAGCCUGUUGUUUCU
Messenger RNA from Diceros bicornis minor, 3752 nucleotides. RefSeq names its product polycomb group ring finger 5 (gene PCGF5). Gene Ontology annotation, cellular component: PRC1 complex. The transcript has 10 exons. The record is from RefSeq and is a predicted model, not a curated record. The coding region runs from base 283 to 1053 and encodes 256 amino acids. Lineage: Eukaryota; Metazoa; Chordata; Mammalia; Perissodactyla; Rhinocerotidae. Gene Ontology annotation, biological process: regulation of transcription by RNA polymerase II.